CCGCGCCAGAACUACAAGUCCCGUGAUGCCCCGCGCCCGCGCCGGCGCUCCCAUGGCAACGCGGGCGGCGGCGUCGGGCCUGCGGGAGCGGCGGCCGCGAUGCCCGGGGAGACGCUCUGGGAGAUCGCACGGGCUGAGGUGGAGCGGAGAGGCGCGGGCAGCGGAGACAGCGGGCCGGACGGCGGGGAGAAGACCGUGUUCUUCCUCGGCAGCAAAGGAGGGGGGAAGACUACGAUUAUCCUAAGAUGUCUUGACAGGGACGAGCCCCCGAAACCCACCCUGGCCUUGGAGUACACAUACGGGAGGAGAGCGAAGGGACACAACAUCCCUAAGGAUCUGGCUCACUUCUGGGAGCUUGGGGGCGGCACGUCCUUACUAGACCUCAUCAGCAUCGCCAUCACGAGCGAGUCCGUGCAGACACUGUCCGUUGUCCUCGUUCUCGACCUCUCAAAGCCUCACGACCUCUGGCCCACCAUGGAAAGCCUGCUGCAGGCCACUCGGGGCCACGUGGACAGAGUGAGGGCGAGGCUGGGGAAGGACGGCUCCAAAGCGGCCUCCGAGAUGCGGCAGAAGGUCUGGAGCCACCUGCAGAAAGACCACCCGGACCGCGAGCUGAUCGACCCUUUCCCAAUCCCCCUGGUCAUAAUCGGGAGCAAAUACGAUGUCUUCCAGGAUUUCGACUCGGAGAAGAGGAAGGUCAUCUGCAAGACGCUGCGUUUCUUGGCCCAUCACCAUGGUGCCACCCUGCUGUUCACCAGCAAAUCCGAGGGUCUGUUGCUGAAGAUCCGUGGGGCCAUCAACCAGCUGGCCUUCGGCAUCGACAAGAGCAAAUCAGUGUGCAUGGAUCAGAAUAAGCCGCUCUUCAUCCCAGCAGGGUCCGACUCUCUGGCCCAGAUAGGCCCUCCCCCCAUGCCCGACGGCGACCUGGGGAAGCUGCGCGCCCACACGCCCCUGGAGCUGUGGAAGAAGGUUUACGAGAGGCACUUCCCGGCCCAGAGCACCAGCACCCUCAAGGACACCAAGGACCCGGCCAGAGACCCGCAGUACGCCGAGAGCGAGGUGGACGAGAUGCGAGCCCAGAAGGACCAGGAGCUGGAGCAGUACAAGAGCAGCUCCUCCAAGUCCUGGAAGCAGAUGGACCUGGACCCGUGAGCCGGCCUGUGUGCAGUGCCGGGUCUCCUGCCCCACGCGUGUGCGGCUGUGCUUGAAGGACGCGUGUGGCACGUGGCAGGCAACACG
This is a messenger RNA of Sorex fumeus (smoky shrew), 1239 nucleotides long. It is a transcript of the gene DYNC2LI1, whose product is annotated as dynein cytoplasmic 2 light intermediate chain 1. Gene Ontology annotation, cellular component: axoneme; cytoplasmic dynein complex; ciliary basal body. Gene Ontology annotation, biological process: intraciliary retrograde transport; intraciliary transport involved in cilium assembly. The transcript has 13 exons. The coding region runs from base 100 to 1152 and encodes 350 amino acids. Gene Ontology annotation, molecular function: dynein heavy chain binding. NCBI's taxonomy places the organism in Eukaryota, Metazoa, Chordata, Mammalia, Eulipotyphla, Soricidae. The record is from RefSeq and is a predicted model, not a curated record.